This is a messenger RNA of Fusarium fujikuroi IMI 58289, 837 nucleotides long. RefSeq lists its product as uncharacterized. The transcript has a single exon. NCBI's taxonomy places the organism in Eukaryota, Fungi, Ascomycota, Sordariomycetes, Hypocreales, Nectriaceae. The record is from RefSeq and is a predicted model, not a curated record. Bases 1 to 837 code for a protein of 278 amino acids.
AUGUGUGGACACAUCACCACUCUCUUCCAACACAUCUCCUCCACCCACUCCCAAGACACAAUUUGUGUUCUGGAGGACCUAAACAGCAACGAAUAUUGGUGCAAGAUUCCCGACGAUACACCAAAUAUCACAGAGGACUCCGAAGACAGCUACUGGCCCAACCUAGAAGCCAGCAUCGAUAGCCACAAGGUCCAGUUCAAGGACCUCUCCAUCGAGUGUGCUGUCUGCCGCACCGACGUGACCAUCUUCCCGAAAGAUCACGUCGUUGAGGAGGAAGUCGGCGAGAGCCACAGGGCCGUUAUCCUCCCCUGUGGACACAUCUUUGGCGCCUCGUGCGUCAAGAGGUACUUCGACAUGAAGUCGCAGGAGAGAGCUCAUGCCUCCUGCAUCAAGUGUCGAGCCGCGUGCUACCACCCUGCCUGCGGACAUCCCUUCUAUGGGGAACCCAUGCCAUGUAGUGUACCACGCAUGGCAUUCACCCCGCAUGUCGUGGGCAAAGGUGGUAGCAUUGACCAGCGGUGCAAGACUUGCACCUACAGAAAUGUAAUAAUGGAUAUUAUUGCAGAGGUCAAGCGGGCACCAGACCGCACCAAGGCGAUGGACGAGUUCUUGGGCGUGGUUCUCAAGAUCGACGGCAAGUCGUAUACGCUCCGAGGCUGCAUAGACGGCCUGGACCGUGGGGUCCUGGAGCAGGUGUACCUCCCGGAGUCCGUGGGAGACCUCUUCGCCGGCUACAAGGACCGGCUGGAGAAGAAAGAGGACGGGCAAGACUACUGGAUAAGUGGUCGACUCGGCGAUUGGGGUGCCAUAAUAUAUGCCCCCACACAACAGAACUAG